Messenger RNA from Argiope bruennichi, 3025 nucleotides. Its product is annotated as AMP deaminase 2-like. The transcript has 17 exons. Gene Ontology annotation, cellular component: cytosol. Gene Ontology annotation, molecular function: AMP deaminase activity. Gene Ontology annotation, biological process: IMP salvage; AMP metabolic process. The record is from RefSeq and is a predicted model, not a curated record. The coding region runs from base 359 to 2701 and encodes 780 amino acids. NCBI's taxonomy places the organism in Eukaryota, Metazoa, Arthropoda, Arachnida, Araneae, Araneidae.
ACGUCAAAAGCUUAGGUAUAUGGACUGAAAGCGCUAGUAUUUAAGCUUGUGUUAAAAUCUAGUCGCUUUGAUUUGCAGAAAUUUUCUUUGUGGAAUGUAUGAAAAAUAAUAUUAAGUGAUAAUUUUUGACAGAACAAUUUGGAAAAAAUUGGAAUCAUAUUGAAAAUUACAUUUUUUUUUUUUAAAUUCAUAACUUGUUUACAUUACUUUGUUUUCACCCUCUCUACAUGCGUAGUUAAAUUCUUGAUCUUCUGUCAAAAUAACUGUGUGCAGUGCGUCUUAUUUGAAUAAUAUAAACAAAGUAGAGUUUUAACUAAAGAAAAGGAUUUCUUCAGAAGCAUUUGAAUAUCACGUAGGUAUGAAUGAUACAGCUAGAGGUCUUCUUCGUACAUUAGACAUAUGCACGGAUGGCUCAGUAUUAUCAGGUGAAUCUGGUGAUGACAAUACAAGGCCCAUAGAUUUGGUAACUCCUGUAAAUGACGACGACGACGAUGAUGACUAUGCUGAAGCAUCUAAAACUAUUAUGCAUCAUACCCUUGAAAAUGGAAUGGCUAAUGAGAUAUCUGCACCUUAUGAAUUACCUCACUUUCCUAUAGAAGUCCAUGAGUGUAGAAAGGCUCUCCAGAAAAAACUCUGUCCAAGAGUACAAAAAGAAUUGGAAGAGAAGAAAAGUAUUUUGGGAACAGAACCAGAUGAAGAUAUCUUAUCCCAGAUAAAUGAAUUUGAUUAUGUUCCUCAUUAUCAGAGAGUUGCUGUCAGUGGUGAAGAUACUUCAGGGGUUCCUUUGGAGGAUUUGCGUCAGGCUGGCCGUUUAAUCCAACAGGCUUUGAAACUGAGGCAACAAUAUAUGCAUUAUUCUAAACAAUCAUUCCCAACAGUUACCAGUCGAUUCUUAAAAACUCAUGUUACAGAACAGAUUUCUACACCUGUUGACUCUCCCUAUGAUAUUAAUUUUGAUGAAACUGAUCCGUGGAAGAAGGAUUAUCCAGAAGAUCUUAAAUAUAUUUUAAAUAUGGAAGAAGGUGUUGUUCAAGUAUACAGAACAAAGGAAGACCUUGAAGAUGGUCGUCGCUUGGAUUACCCAUUCCCAUCAUUAUCUACAUUUAUUACAGAUAUGCACCUUGUAUGUGCUAUGAUAACAGAUGGACCACUAAAGUCUUUCUGCUACAGACGCCUUAGCUACUUAUAUUUGAAAUAUCAGCUGCAUGUUUUGCUCAAUGAAAUGACAGAGCUUGCAGCACAGAAGGCUGUUCCUCAUAGAGACUUUUACAAUAUCAGGAAAGUUGAUACUCACGUUCAUGCAGCUUCAUGCAUGAAUCAGAAGCAUCUAUUGCGUUUCAUUAAAAGAACAAUGAAGAAAUAUCCCCAUGAAGUUGUUUGUGAAUCAAAAGGAAAAAAGUUAACAUUGCAAGAGUUGAUGAAGUCAGGUUCAAUGGUGACAGAGUCUGCGAUUGAAGUUUUUGAUACUUUAAAUCUGACUGCUUAUGACUUAAGUGUUGAUGUUUUGGAUGUCCAUGCUGACAGAAACACAUUUCAUCGAUUUGAUAAGUUCAAUGCCAAAUAUAAUCCUAUUGGAGAAAGCAGACUUCGUGAAAUAUUUUUGAAAACUGAUAACUAUGUUGAAGGAAAGUAUUUUGCACAUAUUUUAAAGGAAGUUAUGAGUGAUUUGGAAGAGAGCAAGUACCAAAAUGCAGAGCUGCGCUUAUCCAUCUAUGGCCGCAAGAGAGAUGAAUGGGAUCGCCUAGCACAGUGGGCUGUCAAGCACAAUGUGUUUUCCCAUAACAAUAGAUGGGUUAUUCAGAUUCCUCGUUUGUAUGAUAUUUACAAAUCAAAUAAUCUGGUAACUAACUUCCAAGAAAUAUUGGAAAAUAUUUUUCUUCCACUGUUUGAAGCUACUAAUAACCCUAGUAGUCAUCCAGAGUUGUAUAUGUUCCUGAAAUAUGUGACCGGAUUUGAUUCAGUUGAUGAUGAAUCAAAGCCAGAAAAUCCAAUGUUUGACAAAGAUGUGACUCUUCCAUCUGCAUGGAAAGAAGAUGAAAAUCCCCCUUACAACUACUAUUUGUACUAUAUGUAUGCAAACAUGUGUGUUCUCAACUGUUUCCGAAAAGAACGAAAAAUGAAUACAUUUGUAUUAAGACCCCACUGUGGAGAAGCUGGACCUGUCCAGCAUUUAGUAGGAGGUUUCCUGUUGAGUGAAAAUAUUUCACAUGGACUCCUGCUCAGAAAGGUUCCAGUUCUUCAAUAUCUGUAUUAUCUUUCUCAAAUUGGUAUAGCUAUGUCUCCACUAAGUAAUAACUCAUUGUUUCUAAAUUAUCAUCGCAAUCCACUCCCUGAAUACCUCAGCAGAGGAUUGUGUAUAUCAUUAUCAACCGAUGAUCCACUUCAAUUCCAUUUCACUAAAGAACCUCUGAUGGAGGAAUACAGCAUUGCUGCACAAGUGUGGAAAUUAAGUAGCUGUGAUAUGUGUGAACUUGCAAGAAACAGUGUCAUCAUGAGUGGAUUUCCGAUAUCGGUGAAGAAGCAUUGGCUUGGUCCAAACUGCAUGAAGGAAGGAAUUGCAGGAAAUGAUAUUACUCGCACAAAUGUUCCAGACAUCCGAGUAGCUUACAGAGCAGAAACAUUAUUAGAAGAGCUUUCAACAAUCUUCAGUGCAUUGAGUGGUAGUGAAACUUCAUCAACUCCUGUGACACCAGUGAAAUGAAAUUAUGUGUGAAAUUAUGAAGUGACAUUAUUUUUGUUGAUCUCGUGCUCUAGAUUCCUUAAUAUAUUUGUAUGCAUGGAAUUUUCGGAGAAAAAUUAGCUUAAAUAUAUACGAAUUUCAUCCAAUAAACAAUUCAUUUAGUAAUUUAUAUACUCAUAUAAUUUAAAUGUUUAAUUUUGAUUGAAAUUAAAAAUUUAUUUCAUUAGCUGAAUUAUAUCUAUGUAGCCAGCAUUUUCUUUGAUUAAUCAAUCUAUAAUGGAAUCAUUUUUAAAAUAGAUUAUAGAAUAUUGUAAAAGCUAAUUUUCAAAAGUGCCAAUCUUCCAU